UCUGCAGCUACCUUUGAAAUUGGCUUGAUGCCGCGCCCUUCCUUUGGGUAUUGUGAUAGCUCUUGCUCUGUAACUCCGGAGCCUAAUGAUCAGUUAAUAAUGGGGCUAUAUCGAAGAAAAAUAGUUUCUGCCUCAGGACAGGAGUCAGAAAUUUAUUAUUGGUUGGGCCAUAGUGACCUUCCUGCGGUGUGGGUGGAUGCAGCAACACAAGUAUUUUUUUCACUUGGACCAGGAUUUGGAGUUCUUCUAGCUUAUGCAAGUUAUAAUAAAUAUCACAACAAUGUGUAUAAAGAUGCUUUACUGACAAGUGUGAUAAAUAGUGCGACCUCUUUUGCGGCUGGAUUCGUAAUUUUUUCUGUUUUGGGAUACAUGGCACACGAAAGUGGAAAAUCAAUUCAAGAAGUGGCAACUGAAGGACCAGGACUAGUUUUCGUCGUUUACCCGGCAGCAAUCGCAACUAUGCCUGGUUCCAUGUUUUGGGCUCUCAUUUUCUUUUUGAUGCUUCUUACUCUUGGUCUUGAUAGUUCUUUUGGAGGGUCUGAAGCAAUUAUCACUGCCCUUAGUGAUGAAUUUCCAGUAAUUGGGAAUAAUCGAGAGAUUUUUGUUGCUUGUCUUUUUACUCUUUAUUUUGUCGUCGGCCUCACUUCCUGUUCUCAGGGCGGUUUCUAUUUCUUUUACCUUUUGGAUCGCUAUGCUGCAGGAUAUUCAAUGCUAUUUGCUGUUUUGGCAGAAGCAAUAGCGGUUAGUUGGAUUUAUGGUGUGGAUAAAUUCUGUGCUGACAUCAAAGACAUGAUAGGUUUCACUCCUGGAUUAUAUUGGAGAGUUUGCUGGAAAUUUGUGGCUCCAAUUUUUAUAAUUUUUAUUAUUGUUUAUGGUUUGAUGGCCUAUGAACCAUUAACUUAUGAGGACUAUGUUUAUCCAGAGUGGGCCAAUAUUUUGGGUUGGUGUAUUGCAUCUUCUUCAGUUGCAAUGAUACCAGGUUAUGCCAUCUAUAUAUUUAUUGUUACCCCUGGAACGUAUUGUCAGAGAUUGAAAACACUUACUACUCCAUUAAGAGGCAUCCAACAAAACACUUCUUCGCCAGUGGUUCUUAAUGGUGCUAUGAGAUACAGUUUCCUAAAUACUGAUGGUCUUGAGGAUGAUAUUAUCAAUGAUGCAAACACCAAAGAACAAUUAGAAAUAAUGAUUUCAUCUUCUGAAAACAUGGAUGAAGGUCCACCACCUGAGCAAGUAUAGGAUUCAAUGAUCAUCGUUUGGGGUGAAAUUCGCUUUCAUAUGUAUCUGUGUUGAAACAAAUAGAUUUAAUGUUUCUUCAAAGAUAAUAGUUAUAUUUUUUUCACACAUCUUAAUAUUUUAUAUUGCUAGUUCAUGUUUAUAUUUGAAGAAAUAAAGCCCAACAAAAAAUAUGAAUUAUAGGGCUACAAAGACACCAGAGGAGGCCUGUGUUUCUAUCUAGUUAUAUGCAAUUGUAACAUUUUUGCAUGGUUAUAUUUCAAAACGAAAAUAGACGAUGUAGAACCAUCUCAUAAAAAAGACAUUUUUUAAUAGCGUUAGUAAAAAUUUAUAACGUGUAAUAUACUUAUACCUUGAAAAGUUGUUAAACUUAAACUCAAUUGAGAUGUGUGGUUAAUAAGAACAAUAAUCGUUGCUACAAAUAGCUGUAUUAUUCUUACAUGUACAUUAUACAAACGCUACGAAAUGCUUUUUAAAAUUAUUUCAAUUAGAUAAAUACGAUAUUUGUUUUAAAGUUUGUAAUAAGUUUAAGUGUUUGAAUGUUAUACUUAAAAACAAUAAAAACGGCAUUUGUGUAAAA
Molecule: messenger RNA, 1813 nt
Organism: Leptopilina heterotoma
Lineage: Eukaryota; Metazoa; Arthropoda; Insecta; Hymenoptera; Figitidae
Product: sodium-dependent dopamine transporter-like
Exons: 8
Coding region: 28-1236 (402 amino acids)
Biological process (GO): dopamine uptake involved in synaptic transmission; sodium ion transmembrane transport
Cellular component (GO): neuron projection; neuronal cell body membrane; presynaptic membrane
Molecular function (GO): dopamine:sodium symporter activity
Source: RefSeq, a predicted model, not a curated record